Arachis ipaensis is the source of this 1878-nucleotide messenger RNA. RefSeq names its product UDP-glycosyltransferase 84B1. The record is from RefSeq and is a predicted model, not a curated record. NCBI's taxonomy places the organism in Eukaryota, Viridiplantae, Streptophyta, Magnoliopsida, Fabales, Fabaceae. Gene Ontology annotation, molecular function: quercetin 7-O-glucosyltransferase activity; quercetin 3-O-glucosyltransferase activity.
GCAUUAUAGUCAAAUACGGCUCUCUAAAAUAAUUAUCUUAUUAUUUGUUGAAGAAUGAAGAAUGCUUGUAAAUAGGCAACUGGAUACUAAUCAUUCAUGAAUUUCAUCGAUGAAGCUUAACACUAUUAAAGAAUAGAUUAUUCACUAAUCAAUCUCCACUAAAAAAAAAACAGUAACGAUAUAAUAAUAUCUCCGUCACUCUGUUUGUGAAACCAUGGCUUCCGACGAAAAAACAGAGCUCCACGUUCUGUUGGUGGCGUUUUCAGCGCAAGGCCACAUCAACCCGCUCCUGAGGUUCGGCAAAAGCCUCUUAACAAGAGGCCUCCACGUCACACUCGCCACCACCGAACUUGUUUACCUCCGCGUCUUCAAGAAGCCCACCGACGACGACACCAUCCCUGCCUCCAUAACCGUCAACGGAAUCCACGUAGUCUUCUUCUCCGACGGCUUUGUAUCAGAGCCAGAGCUCAAAAGCACCAGCGUCGACGACUUCAUGGAAUCAAUAGGAAAAUCAGGUCCCAUCAGCAUCUCCAAUAUCAUCAAAGAUCACUUCCUAAGUAACACUUCCAAGAAGCUAGCAUGCAUAAUCAACAACCCCUUUGUUCCAUGGGUUGCUGACGUGGCAGCAGAGUUCGGAAUCCCAUGCGCAUGUCUCUGGAUUCAACCAUGUGCUCUCUACGCCAUUUAUUACCGCUUCUACAACAAUCUCAACUCCUUCCCAACUCUCCACAACCCUAACAUCCAAGUCCAGCUUCCCGGUCUUCCAUUGCUGCAACCACAAGACCUUCCAUCUUUUGUUCUCCCGUCAAACACUUUCGGAAGCUUCCAGAAAGUAUUAGCCGACAUGUUGCAGUUCCAACACAUGAAGAAGCUCAAGUGGAUUCUCGCCAAUUCGUUCUACGAGCUCGAGAAAGAUGUGAUAGACUCCAUGGCUGAGAUUUUUCCUAUCAAACCGGUGGGUCCGUUGGUUCCUCCGUCGUUGCUGCUAGGUUCAGACGACGAUGACGACGUUGGAAUCAAUAUGUGGAAGCCACAAGACUCGUGCAUGGAGUGGCUCAACCAAAAGCCACGCUCUUCGGUUAUAUACAUAUCGUUCGGAAGCCUCGUGGUGUUAUCGGAAAAUCAAUGGAAGAGCAUAGCGGACGCUGUUGUUCGGAGUAAACGACCGUUUCUUUGGGUGAUAAAGCUUAAAGAUGGGUCCGUACAAGAUCCGUCGCAAAUUCCGUCAGCGAGUUUCUUGGAAGAGACGAAAGAGCAGGGCAUGGUGGUGCCAUGGUGCCCGCAGACGAAGGUUCUUUCACACGAUUCCAUUGCGUGUUUCUUGACUCACUGUGGUUGGAACUCGAUGCUGGAAGCCAUAACUGCAGGGGUUCCGAUGAUUGCGUAUCCGCAGUGGACGGAUCAACCAACGAAUGCGAAGCUCAUUUCGGAUGUGUUUGGAACGGGGAUCCGGCUCCGGCAAGACGACGGCGGCGAAGGGUUCGUUGCGACGGAUGAGGUGGAAAGAGCCAUUGAAGAGAUUUUUGUGGGCCCCCGAGCAGAGGAGAUUAGGAAGAACGCCAGAGUGCUGAAACAGGCGGCGAGGGAUGCGGUGGCUGAGGGUGGUUCAUCUGACCGAAAUAUCCAAUGUUUCGUGGACGAGAUUCUUCAAAAUCAGAGAUGACGACAGAUUUCAAUUGAUUUGGUUGGGCCACAAAAAUAUGUGUUGAUUAGUUCGUAUAACUGUCGGUAUCUAAUGUCGAUGAUAUUGGACUGAUCGAAUUUUGGAGUUUAUGAAUUAUGAUGAUUCAUUUGCUGAAAUUCUUCGCCAUUAAAUAAGAGAGAGUUGUAAUUCAAAUGUCAUCAUCUCAAUAUUGAUAUAAAAAUUAUGAUUUCAAA